AUGCUCCAGCCUGCCUUUGAAAUGCCAUCUGUUAAUUCUCUUCUAUCACUAGAGAUUAGCAACAUUAUAUAUGCUGGUUGUAGUGAUGGCUAUGUUAAUCUAAUCGACGCUGUGGAUUUCACACUGUUAAAUGCUUUCAAAUGCCAUGACCAACCAAUUUAUUCGCUCUCUACCGCUGGACCAUGUGAAUUUCUCAGUUGUUCGGAGGAUGGGGUUUCCUGCUUUUGGGAUCAUCGAGCCUCCCGUGAAACCUGGAAACCUUCCCUUGCUUUUACUCCUGGAGACAUACCUGAACUUCAGCGUCCCUGCUUGGGAGGCUGGCUUACUGUGGGUUUUGUUCAGUCUAACGAUCCCGAUUGGUUUGUUCUUGGUGGCGGUCCGAAACUCUCUUUGUGGAAUAAACGAGCUGGUAGGCCCACUGUCAUUUUGGAACCAAGGGAACAGUCACCACGUUGGUACCCGCUUGUUGGCAAGUUUGUUAAUGCUCAAGUCGACCCCAAGAUCGUUGCUGGUGGUACCUCUGGCAGUCUUAUCGCAUGGGAUUUUUCUGGUGAUCUGCUUUAUGAAACGUGUAGCCAGGAGGAUCCGUCUCGACGAAUGACGUCUAUACUCACGGUAAUAGAAGUGCCGAGGAAGGAAUCUGACUUAGCUGGGCCACUUCUGGUGGGGGGCUUAAGUCCGUCCAUCCACCUCGUUUCUCGCAUCGGCUAUCCAUCCAAGCAUGUUAAACUAGCUGAUGAAUGGAAUUUUAUCCAAAGCAAACUAAACCCCUUCCACUACCAAAAAUUUAUCAGCUUGAUUAUGGUAGCGAAUCGUCAGAAGAGAGUAAAAAGGGCCACUGGUGAGGUAGUUGCUGAGACUUCUAAGGCCAAAAUUCUCACAAGGCAGGGUAAUGAAGGCCCAGAGUUGAUCUCAAGGGAACCAGGAAAUAGCGCGAGCUUAGAAGGGGGACAGGUGAAGUUCGUCAAAAAGAAACGUCUUUCGGAAGAAACUCACCUCACGGCCACUCCACAAGCUCUCACAGAAUUCCCUCGCGUGGAUGGUGACACUACUGGCAGAAGUCUUGUCAAGACCAAGUCUUUCAGUGGAGUGACCAGAACCAUAGCCCUCGAUUGCGAGUUCGUAGGAGUUGGCUUUGAGGGCAAAGACGACGCUCUCGCACGUGUCUCCGUAGUAAACCAAUUUGGUCACGUUAUUCUCGAUGUGUACGUCCGACCAAAGGAAAGGAUUACCGACUAUCGUACUGGUGUCUCCGGCAUCACACCUCGUCACAUGCGCCAAGGCGGACCCGCCAAGAAUUUCGAUGAUGUCCAAGCUCAGGUAGCCGAACUCUGCAAGGGUCGAAUUCUCGUCGGCCAUGCUAUCCACAACGACUUAAGGGUACUCAUGCUGUCACACCCGAAGAAGAGUAUCCGUGACACCUCUCGAUAUGGACCCUUCAAAAAGCUAUUUAAGGGCCGCUAUCCCUCUCUCAAGGCACUCUCCGAACACAUACUGGGAGUAACUAUACAGCACGGCGCGCAUGACUCAGUAGAGGACGCAAGGGCCACAAUGCGAAUCUACACGAUGGUGAAGAAGGUUUGGGAGGCUCAAUUGAAGGCGCGGCGAGCGGGGAAACCGGCCAAAGAGAUCCAACGCCUCUCCCAACGUCUUCACUUUCUUUCCAUCCCUGGGAAAAUGACUGAGCCGAUGAAUCAAAAACUAGACAUUACACGGCUAGCCAAGAUAGCCUUGGAUGUGAAGUCCGAAUUCGCAGCAAGUUUACAUCUUUCAAAAUAUAACCAUCAAAGUGUUCAAAAGACUAACAAACGACAUCUUCCAGACAGGAACCCCCUGUGA
Echinococcus granulosus is the source of this 1839-nucleotide messenger RNA. RefSeq names its product RNA exonuclease 4. The transcript is spliced from 9 exons. Lineage: Eukaryota; Metazoa; Platyhelminthes; Cestoda; Cyclophyllidea; Taeniidae. Gene Ontology annotation, molecular function: 3'-5' exonuclease activity; protein binding; nucleic acid binding. The record is from RefSeq and is a predicted model, not a curated record. Gene Ontology annotation, cellular component: nucleus. Bases 1 to 1839 code for a protein of 612 amino acids. Gene Ontology annotation, biological process: rRNA processing.